Fonsecaea erecta is the source of this 690-nucleotide messenger RNA. RefSeq lists its product as hypothetical. The transcript has a single exon. Lineage: Eukaryota; Fungi; Ascomycota; Eurotiomycetes; Chaetothyriales; Herpotrichiellaceae. Gene Ontology annotation, molecular function: fatty acid elongase activity. Gene Ontology annotation, cellular component: membrane. The coding region runs from base 1 to 690 and encodes 229 amino acids. The record is from RefSeq and is a predicted model, not a curated record.
AUGUCUGCUCAGGACACCAGACCAUUGACCUCACUCCCAAGCCUCAUCAUGACCACGAUACCAUUUGUCUUUCUCUGGAGCACAUUGAAAGCCUAUGUCGCGAACAACGGGCCCUUCACUUUCGCCCGACCGGUGACCCGUCUCAACAACCAGGUCUACGCUUUGUUCUCGCUGGCACUCGCCUUAUUGAUCCUCAACGACGUCGUCCAAUUCCAAAACCUCCAGCAGGUCAGGACCGCAGACCUCGCGUACACUUAUCACCUAUCCAAGUUCUACGAGUACAUUGACGUCUUCAACCUGUCCGCGGCGGGCAGUCCGAUCAACCACCACAUGGCGUUUCACCACAUCACGACACCCCUUCUGACUCACUUCCGCGUCUUGAAUGCCUCAGACUGGCAACCUUUCGCCUUUCUCAACUGCUUCCACCACUUCUGGAUGUACGGCUACUUUGGCGGCGUGUCUUCGUUCCGGCCCGUCAUGCGCGUCACCGGUUGGGUGCAGCUGGCCGUGGGCAUUGGACUCGACCUUCACUACUUUGUUACUCAAGGCGCAGAUGCUCCCGAGGCUAAGAGCCGCGCGAUCAGCUUUGUGCUCAUGAGCCGGUACGCGAUGCUACACUAUGCAGAAAUAAAGGAGAGAAAUGCGCAAAAGGCGGACAGUGCAGAAAAGAAAGGCGAGAAACCAGAUUAG